This is a messenger RNA of Hylaeus volcanicus, 1111 nucleotides long. RefSeq lists its product as uncharacterized. Lineage: Eukaryota; Metazoa; Arthropoda; Insecta; Hymenoptera; Colletidae. Bases 650 to 898 code for a protein of 82 amino acids. The transcript has 3 exons. The record is from RefSeq and is a predicted model, not a curated record.
AAUGCACAAACUUUAUUACGAAACACUAGUUGAAUGAAAAACUUAUUUCCAGUUUCAAAAUGACGAGAGAAAUCUUUCUCUGACCUUGUGAAAUGUUAACCUGUACCUUCGAUGUAUUUUAAUUAACGUAAGUAAAGAUGCAACGGUGUGUGUCGAAACUCGAAAGUUCCUCUUCGGCAUUGCGACACAUCUGCUACGUGCGGUAACGAUACAACUGUACAAGAUACAAGUACAAAGUACAACGCGUCCUGUCCAGUCCAAUCCUGUUCGACUUUCACUCGAUGUGACUCGAUGGUAUCGAGUAUCGAGGAUAGAACAGAACAGAACAGAACAGAACAGAACCGAACCAACCAACCUAGUGGAAUCUCAGUGGGGAAGCGUAUAGAGAAGAAUCGUAACCGUAACGGAUUCCUAAACGAGGUAGGGAAACGGUGGAGAAUCAGAGAAACGAAAACAUACGGAUCGUACGGUUAGCGUUAGUAAUGGUGUCGGUCGCUACUUUGCAUCAAACAGAUUCAAUUUCAUCGGAUAAUUGAACCAGUUUUGCUCAAGAGCGAAGAAUCGACUGUCGCGGAUUCGCAGUUGCCCGUUACACAGUGACAAACUUUCGAAACUUUCCUCUUAAUAUACAUACCUUGCAAUCAUCGCUAUGUCGAAACACACUACCUGGACGGCAGUCAUCUUUGCCACACUAAUCGUUGCCUUUCUUGUCGGAUUAAUUACUGAAAGCGUAGCAACGAUAGCUCAACCGAAGGCGCCUAAUUUUCAAUACUUCGAACGGCCCAAGUACCGCUACCCAUACUAUGAUGAAAACGGCAGAGGAAAAUUACUCUACGGCUACGGAGGACCAGACUUGUAUCAAUAUAAAACUUAUAGUGCUCUGGAAGGAAUCCAUUAGUAACUGGGAGUACAAAUCACGCUACAAAGUAAACUACUCGACAACCUUUCGAUAAAUUGUGAUUAUCGGUAUAUAGAUAGACGACUUUAGAGUUAUACAUACAUAUAACACAUAUACGAUUUUGGUUCCAAUUACAACAAAUUAUAUACCACUCACGUGCAAACAAAUAUUUGUAACCUGCGAUGUAUUGUAAUAUAUUGUAUAAUAUUGUUU